Messenger RNA from Asparagus officinalis (garden asparagus), 486 nucleotides. RefSeq lists its product as uncharacterized. The transcript has 2 exons. Bases 1 to 486 code for a protein of 161 amino acids. NCBI's taxonomy places the organism in Eukaryota, Viridiplantae, Streptophyta, Magnoliopsida, Asparagales, Asparagaceae. The record is from RefSeq and is a predicted model, not a curated record.
AUGACUAAGUUUAGUCCUUUUGCUAAGCUACUUGAUGAUUAUAAACUGACUGACCCGAAUUAUGUGGAUUGGAAAAGAAAUUUGUUUAUUGUCCUUACUACUGAAAAAUUAGCAAAAUUUGUCAAAGAGGAUGAACCUGUUGAACCUGACCAUACUUUACAAAAGCAGCAUGAAGGAAAGAAGACUUGUAAGGAGAUAUUGAAAAGCCUUAAGGCUUUGUACGAAGAACGUAAUCAUACUGUACAUCAAAACACUAUGAACGGUUUGAUGAACACCAAGAUGGCUGAAGGUACACCAGUUCAGGCUCACAUUCAUAAGAUGAUAUGGUAUAUAAAUGAAUUAGAAUCCUUAGGAGUCGAGCUGGAUAAUGAAUCAAAAGUUGAUGCAAUUCUUGUUUCACUUCCUCGAUCCUUUAAUCAGUUCAAAGUGAAUUUUAGUAUUCAAGAACCAAAUUUCACUUUGCCAGAACUGAGCAAUAUGUUGUAG